This is a messenger RNA of Cyprinodon variegatus (sheepshead minnow), 2510 nucleotides long. RefSeq names its product high-affinity choline transporter 1-like. Gene Ontology annotation, molecular function: choline:sodium symporter activity. The record is from RefSeq and is a predicted model, not a curated record. NCBI's taxonomy places the organism in Eukaryota, Metazoa, Chordata, Actinopteri, Cyprinodontiformes, Cyprinodontidae. Gene Ontology annotation, biological process: choline transport; acetylcholine biosynthetic process; transmembrane transport. Gene Ontology annotation, cellular component: plasma membrane. Bases 409 to 2049 code for a protein of 546 amino acids. The transcript has 9 exons.
UGACUCUCACGAGAUAAAACAAAAAAGAAAAAAAAGACCGUGUUACUAAACUGAAGAAAGGCAGCAUCCGACCUGCUGCUUCCAGAUCAUCUUUCCAUUCCAGCGAUUUUUAUUUAUUUAUUUAUUUAAAUAGUCGCUCCCUACAUUCACCAAACCAGCCCCGUUAUCCGAUUGAUGUGCCGCCAGGCAACAUUUACAAGAAAACACUAGAUAUUGGGGACACCUUGAACUUAAGCCACUCCAUGGUUAACACUAUGAUGCUUUUGUAAGAAGCGGACUAUAAAGAGAAACGGAACCACAGCGCUGAACUCAUCCCGCCCAGUCAGUUUUAUAAUUUAGCAGAGCGACUUCAAUUACACGGGAAGGAUUUGGGAUACCUGAUACUUUCUUUCUGCUGAAGGAGUCAUCAUGACAGUGGAUGUCCCUGGACUCGUGUCUGUGAUCGUUUUUUACCUGUUUAUCCUGGCAAUUGGAUUCUGGGGAUCUCAUAAAGCCAAAAAGGUGGAGAAGACAUGCACAGGACCAAAGAGCGAAAUUUCUAUCAUUGGUGGCCGCAACAUCAGUGUUCUGGUCGGGAUUUUUACCAUGACAGCAACAUGGGUUGGUGGUGGUUACAUUAUGGGAACUGCUGAGUCUGUUUAUACUCCCACUCAAGGCCUUGUGUGGGCUCUGGGGCCCCCAGCAUUUGCAAUGAAUUUUUUGUUGGGUGGACUGUUCUUUGCAAGACCUAUGAGAUCAAAGCGUUACGUGACAAUGUUGGACCCAUUUCAGAAUCGAUAUGGCAACAUAUUCACUGCAAUAAUCAUGCUUCCUGCUUUGUUCAGUGAUAUAUUAUGGGUUGCCUGCAUCCUUGCUGCUUUGGGUGGAACGAUGAGUAUAAUUCUUGGAAUAUCAUCUACAGUUUCCAUUAUAAUCUCAGCAGCUGUCUCCAUCAUCUAUACGUUUUUAGGAGGCCUCUAUUCAGUUGCAUACACAGAUAUUUUCCAGCUAUGUUUUAUAUUUGUGAGCCUGUGGCUCUGUGUUCCAUUUAUGGUGCUUAGUCCAGCUGUUACUGCCAUCUCCCACACACUCCCACUCAACGGCUCACAUGAACAUGCUUGGAUAGGACACCUGGACAUGGCUGAUUCUGGAAAAUGGGUGGAUGAGUUCCUGCUGCUGGCUUUAGGGGGACUUUCAUAUCAAUCCCUUUACCAAAGAAUCCUCUCUGCAGCCUCAUCUGCUCAGGCUCAGAUAACCUGUUUUGCUGCUGCAGGGACUGUUUUCAUUACAGGAAUCCCCUCCGUUGUUAUUGGUGUCAUGGCUGCGGCUGCAGACUGGAACCAGACUGAUUACGGUCUCCCUCCUCCGUUUGAACGCGGAGAUGCAGGGAAGAUCCUGCCUCUGGCUCUGCAGCACCUCACACCCACCUGGGUGGCAGUGUUAGGCAUUGGUUCUGUGGCUGCAGCUGUUAUGUCCUCCAUGGACUCUGUGCUGCUUUCAUCUGCAUCUAUGUUUACACAAAACAUAUACAAGACAACUUUGAGGAAAAAGGCCUCAGAAAGGGAACUACAGUGGGUGAUUCGUAUUAGUGUGCUGCUUGUGGGCCUGGCUGGAACAGGUCUGGCUUUUGAGGAUAAGAGCGUGGCCACUCUCUGGAUCCUAAGCGGAGAUCUCCUCUACUGUGUGAUUUUCCCCCAGCUGGUCUGUGUUCUGCACUUCCAACGUGCAAACACAUAUGGAGCUAUUACUGGCUUCGUGGUGGGUUUGUUGCUCCGUGGACUGAGCGGCGAGCCCGUUCUAGGGAUCCCUCCUCUGCUCCGGUACCCUGGAUGGAGGGAGGAGAAUAAUCGGAUCAUACAGUACUUUCCUUACAGAACUGUAGCCAUGUUGGCUUCUCUGAUAAGCACUGUAAUAGUAUCAUGGCUGCUGGACCAGAUCUUUGAUCGUCAACUUGUCCCUGAGUCCUGGGACCUUUUGCAGUUUUUUGAAAAGAAGAAUGAGACCGAGGAGGAUGACAAAGAAUCUGAACCUUGUUUGGAAACAAACCAAGCUUUCAAUACUAAAUUUUAAGCUAAAUAUCAUUACAACCCAAAGAGUUAAACUAAUCACGCACAGUUUUUGACUAGUAUUUUUUGAUUAGUCAAGGCAGCUCCAUUAUUGGUCAGAUUUUUUAAAGAAAAAUUGUAUUACCAAUUUGAAGACUGGAUGGUUCCAAUUUAUAUUUCACAAUGCAUGGUAAAAGUAUUCAUAUCUUUAAUAUUUUUUUCCGUAAAUUAAAAUCACAAACUUCAGUGUUUGAUUUAGGCUUUUAAAGUAGUAUAUACCGGUAAUUGUGAAGUAGAAAGAAAUUAUAGUUUUUUUUUUACUUUUAUUGAAAUGUAAUAAAAUUUCUUAAAUUUUGAUAUGCAUUUAUGUUAAUUUCAUUCCACAUUUGUCUAUUUGUGUUUCCAGUUAAUCUAGUUUAAGGUCGGUCAGACUUCACAGAGUCCGUCUAUGAACCUGACCUGUCUUUUCUGAUGUUGCUUGAUUGU